Molecule: messenger RNA, 4796 nt
Organism: Leucoraja erinaceus (little skate)
Lineage: Eukaryota; Metazoa; Chordata; Chondrichthyes; Rajiformes; Rajidae
Product: CMP-N-acetylneuraminate-beta-galactosamide-alpha-2,3-sialyltransferase 1-like
Exons: 7
Coding region: 1031-2017 (328 amino acids)
Molecular function (GO): beta-galactoside (CMP) alpha-2,3-sialyltransferase activity
Source: RefSeq, a predicted model, not a curated record
CUGCAUCAUCAUAUAUAUCUCUCGUUUCCCUUAUCCCUAACCAGCCUGAAGAAAGGUCUCGAUCCGAAACGUCACCCAUUCCUUCUCACUGGAGAUGCUGCUUGUCCCGCUGAGUUAUUCCAGCUUUUUGUGUCUAUCUUUUUUUUAAACCAGCAUCUGCAGUUCCUUCCUACACAUCUUUCCGUUCAACCGUAUUAAACUUUCACAACUCCAUCCUCGCGUGUUUCAGGACAUGUAGGGAUUUAUGGCGUAUUUCUCAACUCCCUGGCGAAUCGUGUUAUCGUACUGCGUGCUCUGCUGCGGGGUGGAGCUUGCCUUGUGUUUCGGGGCUGGUUACAAGCCUUUCUCUUACUGAAGACAGUGACGGGAGGAAAUGUUAGGCGCUCGUUUCAAUGCCGAGAAAAGGUCCCUCCUGUGUAACGUUUAAAGAAACUGGUCACACACGCCCUUGCUGGAAGAUUCCCUUUGUUUUAAUCGUGUUUUUAAUCUCAAAAUGGAAACAAGGGGCAAUUGUUAACGAUCGAUACUUGGGGACAUCGCUGGGAGGAAGUUUACUCAGCCAGUUUGACUCAAGAAAUUGUGCAAUUAUAGUGGCAUAAUGGAAAAUUCGAAGAGAAGACUGACCACAUUACUGGUAUUCAAAUCAUCGGUGUGAAAGACGUCAUCCUAUCCACAAUGAAUGCAGCUCCCAAAUGCACAAAUACAAUAUGGUAUUAUUGAUGGUUCUGCCCAUUGAAAAAUAUUGAAAAGUGUCUUGACACCACAGUAACUUCCCACUCCACUAGCUAGACGUGAAAGAAAAUACCAACUGAAUGCUUUCUUUCUGAAAACUUUGAUUAUUCUAUUCUGAAGAUUUAUUUCAGAGAUGUAUUCCACAGUAAUGGCUGUUGUUGCUCAGUAGCUACUAUUUUGUGCAAACUGGAGUUCUUUUUGUUAAGUACAUAUUUUGCAGAAUUCAUCUCAUACUGAUUCACUGACCAGGACCCACUACUUGCUCUUCGUUUUUCUCUGUUGCCAAGCAGGCUUCACCAUGCUGGUUUCAAGCUUUUUUUUUAGGCUGGGGAGGCUUCAAUAUUUGUUAUAUUUACUGUUUCUUGUUCUGGUGCUGAUUUCUGCCUUAUUUACAUACACAAAAAAUAUUUCACUACACCAUCUCAUGACAACGAGACUGUGCAAAUGUAGCGAGUGUGUCUCCGAAUUAGGUCUAUCGGAAUGGUUUGACGAGCGUUACGAUUCGAACAUGAACCCCAUCCUGAUGAAAAGCAACUACACAAUUCCUGAGAAGUCUUACAAUUGGUGGAAGAGUCUUCAAGGUAGCAAAAAUGCACCCCAUCUCAACAUCGUAAUGGAACAAGUAUUUAAGUUGUUUCCCGGAGACGACCUGCUCUCAGGCCAUGGACCAAACAGAUGCAGGACAUGUGCCGUGGUUGGGAAUUCUGGAAAUCUGAUAGGAUCCAAUUAUGGACCAAUAAUUGACUCCCAUAAUUUUGUGAUGAGGAUGAACCGUGCAAAGACUGUUGGCUAUGAGAGGGAUGUGGGUAGUAAAACCACACAUCACUUCAUGUACCCAGAAAGUGCUCAAGACCUGGCGGACAAUGUUUCAUUGGUUCUGAUACCAUUUAAAAUAUUGGACCUACAGUGGCUAAUAAGUGCCUUUACAACAGGCAAUAUCACUCGUACUUAUACUCAAGUGUUAAGGAGGAUCAAGGCAAAUAAAGAUAAGGUGUUGGUUUUGAGCCCACAUUUUUUUAAGUAUGUCUCUGACAACUGGAAUCAACGUCAUGGGAGUUACUCAUCGACUGGAAUGCUGGUCACAGUUUUUGCCCUUCAUGUCUGCGAUGAGGUGGAUGUUUAUGGAUUUGGUGCCAACAAAUUGGGGCACUGGCAUCAUUACUGGGAGAAGAAUUCUGGUGCAGGAGCUUUCCGUGUGACAGGAGUUCAUGAUGGAGACUUUGAAGCUAAUGUUACCAAGACACUUGCCAAAAAUAACAAAAUUGUUUUUUUUAAUGGUGUUUAAGCCUGCAAGACUGUGACUGAUAUCCAGGCAAACACUACAUACUAUAAAAUAUCUAUUAUCAUUUAGAUGUUGGGAGUAGAACACUACUUUAAACUCAGGACAGCAAAUGUAAAAGAAAACUAUUCCCUUCUAGUAAUGUGCCUUAAGUCUAUCCUUAGAUGACCAUUCCUUACAACAACUGAUUCUUUUUCUCCAGUUUUUACACACGUACUAUCAUCUGGAUCCAACUGAAUCCAGUUCUCAUUUGCAAGCGAAUGUACAACAUUAUUGAUAGUUUCAUAUAGUGCACCUGUGUCGACCGGGAACACAUCUAACUCUAACCACACUCAUCUCAUUUCUCCUCAUCUUUGGUGAAGGAAGAUUGCCAACUCAGUGUGCAAGGUGAGAGGGAGCAAACUUGAUUACCUGUGGUAGAUUGAAAUAUUAUCAUAGAGUGAAAUGCCAUUCUUAUUUUUGAGUUAGGUAGAUAUGAGCAUGUGUGCAGCACCUUAUUAUCUCAAAGUGCUUUAAAGCAUACUGUGAAGUACUUUUGAAACAUAGUCACUUUUAAGAUGUCAGAAAUAGAGCAAACAUUUUGCAUGUUCCAUAAAUAACUUUGCCCAAGUUGUGACCAGGAAGGGUUAUUCUCCUCCACAGUAAAAUACACUACCAUGAAAUAUUUUCCAUUCAGAUGAGACAUUCCAUUAGGACGUUAGUUUAACAUCUCAUUCAACAUUUCAACGUUGAUACUAAAAGUUUGGUGUAGUUUAGUUGAGAGAUACAACAUGGAAACAGGCUCUUUAGCCCACUGAGUCCAUGCCGACUGCCAAUCUCCCAGUCACACUAAUUCUAUGUUAUCCCACUUUCCCAUUCACUCCUUCCACACGUGUGGCAAUUUACAGAGGCCAAUUAACCUACAUUCAUAUAUGUUCAAGAAUGCUGAUUGAUUUAAAUUAGUUUAACUUAUUGGUGCUUUCAUUCAAGCAGCAUGAUAGAGACUGAUUUACUUAACCAAGUGUGUUGCUGGGUAAAUGUAACACUCAAAAGGACAGUAAAUUUUAAUUGUCUGUCUCGAAAGGUUCCCGAUUCUUUGCUGGUUUGUGCAUAUUUAACCAAUCUAUGCAGGAUAACUAGUUAGAAUGUCCCAGAAGGUCCUCUUGCUUUAGUCCUGAAAUAACUUUUGAAUUACCUUGGCAAUAAUAUGUGUACACACAGGCAUUAGAUGAGGAUAGCAUUAUGACUAUUACUGUGAUUCCAGCACAUUUUGAAUAGCCUGCUGUUGCUCAUAGACCAGAUUUGAACUAUGGUAACAUUACCCUGUAUUCUUAGCAUCAUGGAAUAAUAUCCCCCAAUUCCAACAGAAUUCAACUUCUGAAGUUAUAAAAACCUCCACUAGUAUUUUGAUUUACAUCUGAUGGAAAUAAUGCCCCAAAGUGUCAAAGUAAACCAGAAGAAACAUAAGAGACUGCAGGCACUGUAAUCUUGACCAAAAACCAAACUGGUGGAGGAACUCAAUGGCUCAGGCAGCACCAGUGAAUGGAAAUGGACAGACAUUUUGUAUCAGGAAAAGACAAAGUGCUAGAGUUCAUCAGCGGGUCACACAUCAUUUCUGGAGAACAUGGACAGCUUAUGUGCCUUUUGCAAACCAGCAUCUACAAUUUCUUGUUUCUGCAUUUCUGAUCAGGACCCGUCUUCCAACCAGAAGACAAAUCAUGAAUUUGCUAGAACUGAAACAGUCUUGGGAGAAUAUCCAAAUCCGACUGAAUUCAAGUUAAAAUCACUACCUCUUGAACAGAAAACUGCACUUCCAUAAAGCACAAAUCUAAAUGCUGCACAUUUUAAGAGACAAAAUUGCCAUAGAAAGGCUGUAAAAGAAAAUGAAGUUGUUGUGUGAUACAGUAUAGAUAAUCAAAGAGGAGAAAAUAUCUCCCAUGCAUUUAACUUUGAAUAGCUGGGUUAAAUAUGUAAAUACAUGCUUCAAAGUGGUUACAUUCAAUUUGAUGCAUAUUAAUAAUUUGGAUGGCUGUUUAUGCAUUUUUGUCAUGUCCAUGUCAAAUUAAAAGCACGUUCAGAUUUUAUUAACGUUAUCUCAGGAAUAUUAUGGGGUAUUAUAACAAUUUUCAGUUAAAAUGAAUUGACAUCAAAUUAUUACCUAUGUUUAAUUCAUUGGGUGUUUUGGGUUAAGUUAAUCCUUAAACCAAAGAAGUAGCAAAUUGUUAACUAAACCUAACCAGAUUUACUGUAAGUGAAAGGAUGUUGUCAUUAAUGUAGGUCCAAGGUAAAUAUUGCAGGACUGCUGGUGAACAAGAAAUUUUCUAAAUUAAAGUAUGUUAUCGGGAGUCAACCUGCCAAGAAUUCAUACCAGAUUCAACGGCUUUUAGAUCAUUAUUUUUUAGUUGAAGCUUAAUAUGAGAUUGAGUGAAAAAUAAUAAUGGCUAAGAAUUCAGGUUUUGAGGUUGAAAAGGGGAGGAUGAAGUGGUGCGUUCAUUCUGAAUUUUGAUUUCCACCUUGCAUUAUAAAACAGACCUAUAUUAUAGAUUUCCUUUAAUGUUCUAAUAAUUCUUUAUAUAUAAUUAUUGAUUACCUCUAAGCAAUUACACUAUCUGUGGACCACUUUGUUGUUACCUUUGAAUAAUAAUGAUCUGUGAAAUUACCUCAUAAAUUAAAAUCACCCAGACAACUCAGUUUGCAAACAGGCUGUUUGAUUUAGUUAUAUAGCUCAUGGCUGUUCUAUUGUUUAGUGUGAAAUAAAGAUAAUCUCUGGCAUGUGAUGGGAACAUCACUGUUGAAUUGAAUUUAA